Messenger RNA from Corticium candelabrum, 471 nucleotides. RefSeq lists its product as uncharacterized. The record is from RefSeq and is a predicted model, not a curated record. Gene Ontology annotation, molecular function: CD27 receptor binding. Gene Ontology annotation, biological process: extrinsic apoptotic signaling pathway. The transcript has 3 exons. The coding region runs from base 23 to 388 and encodes 121 amino acids. Lineage: Eukaryota; Metazoa; Porifera; Homoscleromorpha; Homosclerophorida; Plakinidae.
UAAAAACGGCGGGAAUAGGCUAAUGGCGUCGGGCCGGAAAAGAUCAUCUCCUUGGGGAGAGAUAAGUCCUUUGCAGUUCAAAAUGCACGUUGGAAUGAAAGAGGGAGCUACUGAUUUUGAAAAGCUUGUUGGAUGUUUAAGAACACAAGCAAGGAUGAUGGCAGCAGCAAGAAAUCUUCAUUUUCAAAUUGAUGGUAGUCGCUGCCAAUCAUGCAACGCGACUAGGCCACCGUCGUGUUGUGUAUUCUGUGAACGUCCCGUUUGUGGCGAUUGUGCAAGAAUUUGUACGGCCUGCUCACUCUCAUUCUGUCCAUUGUGUUCAACAAUACAAUAUUCAGAGCAGUGGAAAGAUGAGAAGGUCACGUGUCUCAGCUGCUUAUCAUCUUGACGAUUUGAUGAUGAAGGAGCUUUGGGUUUUGAAUAUUUUCUAUCUUACUGACUCCUAAGACAAAGCUUGCAACUCCAUCGACC